Messenger RNA from Megalops cyprinoides (Indo-Pacific tarpon), 2028 nucleotides. RefSeq names its product islet cell autoantigen 1-like (gene ical1). Gene Ontology annotation, cellular component: Golgi apparatus. Gene Ontology annotation, biological process: regulation of transport. The coding region runs from base 196 to 1932 and encodes 578 amino acids. The transcript has 15 exons. The record is from RefSeq and is a predicted model, not a curated record. NCBI's taxonomy places the organism in Eukaryota, Metazoa, Chordata, Actinopteri, Elopiformes, Megalopidae. Gene Ontology annotation, molecular function: protein domain specific binding.
UAUUUCCUGCAUGAAUCUUUAAUAAAACUGUAUUACAUAACUUCGAUAGAUGAAUGUGUGAAGGAUAAUAACGAUGUUCAUGACUGCCCAGAUACAGCGGGAUGUUCUGUAGCUAGCCGACUUACAACUGCCUCUUUUAAGGAACACAUUUGUUGUGUCCCUCUGACAGACCUGACACACAGCAGCACACGGAAGAUGGAUAGCGGUUACGGGUUCUCCAGUGACAUGUUCAGCGGCCGGGCGGUGCUAGGAGAGGACAGCUCCGUCAUGGCCCGCAUGCAGAAGAAGUUCUGGAAGACCAAGCAGGUUCUGAUCAAGGCCACGGGAAAGAAGGAGGAUGAGUACGUGGUGGCGUCCGACGCUGACCUGGACGCCAAACUGGAGUUUUUCCGCUCAGUGCAGGCCACGUGUACGGAGCUGCUGAAGGUGAUAGAGAAGUACCAGGAGCGCAUUACGCACCUGUCCCAGGAGGAGAACGAGCUGGGCCUGUUCCUUCGCUUCCAGGCCGAGCACGACCGCACCAAGGCGGGGAACAUGAUGGACGCCACCAGCAAGGCCCUGUGCACCUCCGCCAAGCAGAGGCUUGCGCUCUGCGCCCCGCUGCAGCGGAUGGAGCAGGAGGUGGAGACGUUCCGGCGGCGUGCCAUCACGGACACGCUGCUGACGGUGGGCCGCAUGGAGAAGGCCCGCACCGAGUACCGCGGCGCCCUCCUCUGGAUGAAGGACGUGUCUCAGGAGCUGGACCCCGACACCUACAAGCAGCUGGAGAAGUUCCGCAAGGUGCAGGCACAGGUGCGGAGCACGAAGGGCCAGUUCGAAAAACUGAAGAAUGAUGUGUGUCAGAAGGUGGACAUGUUGGGAGCCAGCCGCUGCAACAUGCUUUCCCACUCCCUCACCACCUACCAGACCACCCUCCUGCACUUCUGGGAGAAGACCGCUCCCAUGAUGGCUGGCAUCCACGAGACCUUCAAGGGCUACGUGCCGUAUCAGUUCACCACACUGAAGGACCUGCGGGACCCACUGGAGCAUCUGACAGAGGGAGAAAAACAAGAGAAGAAUGCAGAGGGCACCGCUCAGAAGCACACUGACAAAUUGAUAUCACUGGAAGAGGACAAAGCGGCCAGCUCUGCCACAGACGCGGUCUCCACCCACAGUGCUGACGGGCAGAGCCGGGACAGUGACAGCUCUCUGUGUGCCAGUCUGGACUCUGCCCUGUGUGAGCUCACCGGCCCCCUCAGUGCCCCUGACACUGAUGAUGACCUCCUGCUCAUGACGCCUGACCCAACCCCGCUCCCACCACCUCACCUCCCCCCGCCCACAGCGCCCCCUGCUGCCGGCAUGGGCUUCAUCCACUCCCCACCAGGGGGAGCCCUGGAGCCCAUCCCCACAACAUCCUCUGGGCAGGGAGCCAGAGACCUGCUCCUGGAUGUCCCACAGCAGAAGCCUGCCCAGCUGCAGCAGCGGCAGCAGCAGGAGGAAGAGGAGGAUGGAGAGAGGGCGGACCUGUCCUUUCUGCAAGAGAUUCUGAGCCCGGGCCCAGCAGGGAGCAACGAGUUCAGCCGCGAGUGGCAGGACGCCUUCGGCUGCUUCGAGUCUCCGCCUGCCCCUGCUCCCGCCCCCGCCCCGGCCGCCCCCGCCCUCUCCCCCUCUCACCUCUCCAGCCCUUCCGGCUUCCUGCCCUCGCAGCUCCUGGACCAGAGCCUGAGCUCCACAGGCUGGGCAACCCCGCCAAUGUUCCAGGCCCCUCCCCUUCAGCCCCCACAGUCUACUGACCAGGCUCCACCCACUCAAAGUGCUCCCAAGAUGACAGCCAAUGUCCCCGCCGGCUCGGCCCGUGACAUGUCCGCCUGGUUCAACCUCUUCGCCGACCUGGACCCCCUGUCCAAUCCCGACGCCAUCGGCCGCUCCGAUGACGAGCUGCUCACCGCCUGAGGAGGGCACCGUGGAGCAGCACGGCAGGGGAGCCGGCGCGUGUGUGCAUGCGUGUGUGCGUGUGUGUGAGAGGAAGCAGAGAAAGAGUGCAUCCUC